Ectocarpus siliculosus is the source of this 2172-nucleotide messenger RNA. NCBI's taxonomy places the organism in Eukaryota, Phaeophyceae, Ectocarpales, Ectocarpaceae. The record is from the annotation of a GenBank genome assembly.
AUGGAUAUCGCCGAGGAGAUGACUGCCAUGGCGGCCGUGGGUUUGCUGGCAUUCUCGCCUCAAGAUGAAGAGGGGAUCGGACUGCAGUGUUCUCGGGAAGCAUUGGUAUCUUCGCUUGAGCGGGAUCUGCAGGGGCCGCGCGUCCGAGUGACACUGCAAGGACUCUAUGACAUGCUUGUCGAUGGCGAGCACAGUCACCGCGCGGCUGUCGGUGAAGUCCUCGACACGGUGUCCUGGGAAGCCUUCGGGCUCGUGGUGGGUUGCCUGGAGCGGUUUGCCACCUCCCCUAGCCCUAACAGCAGCGGCAGCGUCACGGGUACUUUCGAGAAGUCAUCGGAUGAGGCGGAGACGCUAACAACGUCGCGCGACGCGGACGAUUGCGCCGCCCUGUCGGAGGGGUUGGCCUUGGCAAUGGCGGAGAUUUUCAGCCCGAAGGAGCUGCACCUCAUGACGCUUGAGCACCUCCACGCCUAUACCAAAGCAAGGACUGUACGCGUGGUUCUGACAAUCCUGCGGCGCAGCACAGAACGAAUGGCAACUGCACGCCGGUCGAAGUUUUUGGAGGCUUCUUUGCGACCAGCGCUCAAAGCGGCGAAACGCGUGGGUUUGGUUGCGGCUGCCGGCGACGCACCGGCUGAACCCGGACUACGGCAAAAAUCGAGCGGGAGUGAUGCCGAUGAAGAUCCCGACGACGAUGGCACUGGUCGGGAUAGAGGAGAAGAACCACCGCCACCGCCGCCGCUGCUGCCAACAGCGGAUGGAGACAUGCCCUCGAGUGCGGCGUACGACGCGGCCGCCUCCGCCGCAGAGACCGCAGCCGACUUCAUCGGUCCCCUGAUGGAGCAGGCAAGCGCGGAACGGGCGCUGCUCGCGGUUUCGGGGCUUCCAACGGCGGGACGCGGAGAAGGCAGGCCGGCGGCGGCGGCGGUGGCGGCGAGCGCCGGGGGGAGUGGCCACGCCGUCGGGUCUGGGGAAAAAGAAGGCGUCUCGGCGUCAGAUCUGUCGCUGGCGGCGUACAUAGGCUUCGCGCUGUCGGCGUUGGAGCUCGCGGGGGAGACGUCGGUGUGCUGCACGGCAGCUGCCGCAGCCGCUGCUGCCGCCACAGGCUCUGAAGAUAACCCCGCGGCGGGGGAAUCGCUGGCAAGAGCCGAGGAGCGGCUGAUCGGAAUCGUCGUCGAUAGCCCCCUCGACCUGCGGUUCGCUCUGCUCCACGGGUGCCGAGUGUCCUACGCGAGCGGGGUUAAGCGGAGGAGGAGAAAGAGCGAGGGCGGUGGAGAAGAGGGGAAGUCGCAACUGCCGGCAGCGAGGUUAGGCGGGGCGGUUGGGCUUGCAGAGGCUGCCGUUAACGGUGCUCUGCCGUGGACGCUCCGAGGGGUGUCGACCCUCGCAUACCUGGUCGCCUGCGAGCCGAGGCUCCGCGACAAGUGGCUCCCCCUGGUGUGGUCACGGCGGACGGAACGCCGGCUGUUUCUUCCGCACGCGGAGGUGCUGAUGCGGGACAGGUCGAGGCGUGUCGCCAACAAAGGGUUGGAGCUGGCGUGCUUCGUGGCCGAACGCCUCGGGGGGUUUCCCGAUCGCUCGGGCGCCUAUGCUUUUGACUGGGAACCCGGGGACGAAGAGAUCGACGGUGCGGGUGAUGACGGCGGCGGAGGCGGUGCUUGGAAUGGCGGGGGCCGACAAGAGGUCUUGGUCGACGUGAUGGUGUCCUGCCCGCUGCCUGGCCUCCGCACUCGCGGGCACGCGGCCCUCGUGGCGAUCCUGAGCGGCGCCGACGAAGCCUCCCGCUUCCGCUUGCUGAGGCGCCUGGUGGAGCUGUGCCCCUGGCCGAACCUCCUGAGGGCGUGCAGGAGAGGGCCGCUUGCGUCACUGAUGGCGGACAUGGACAGCCGUACCGGCGGGCUGGCGCUGGCCCGGUACGCGCACAAGCUUGACGCCGUCGGCGGCGCCCGGGCGGAUAGUGGUAGGGCGGAGGCCGGGGCGGCGUGGGGUAGGCUCGGGCUUCGCGAGCCGAAGAAGCUGCUGCAGAAUAGACUGCUCGUGCAGGGGUUGCUGGACGAGCUGCGAGGAGCUGUGAUCACGGCCAACAACGCUGGACCUGAGCACUUCCGGCUCUUCAUUCUCGAGGACGCUGCGCAGCAAUGCCUUCAGGAGCUUGAGCUGGCGGUAGUAUAA